AUGCAGUUGACAGAUGCGCUCGACAUUUGGAAGAACGACAUUACCCCGCCCACACACACGCCCCCUGAUAUCGCUGCACCAUGGCGGCAUUAUUCCAUCUCACCAGUUCAGUCAGCGGACGUGGUGCCAUUGCCAUGUGAGACCCUGUCUGCUAGUUUCCCUGUUCUCAACAGACAGGAGCACUACGAGCAAGAUACUUACGUCCUUUCCGACCCUCCCGCCUCGCAGCCGUGGUGCUCUGGCAUACGGGCCAAUGUGCGCACUCACAGGGCGAUUUGGGCCCAUCUGGUCGGCUGGUUGGCUUAUGAAAGCGCAGAGCAGUGGGAAUACGGAGUCAGCAGCGCAAUGCUCAGCAAAGCGGCCACCACCGUGCAAUAG
This is a messenger RNA of Grosmannia clavigera kw1407, 378 nucleotides long. RefSeq lists its product as uncharacterized. The transcript is spliced from 2 exons. The record is from RefSeq and is a predicted model, not a curated record. Bases 1 to 378 code for a protein of 125 amino acids. NCBI's taxonomy places the organism in Eukaryota, Fungi, Ascomycota, Sordariomycetes, Ophiostomatales, Ophiostomataceae.